AACAGCCCAACAAGAUGACGCAGAGGAAAGUGGCUCGAAGGCAGCCAAUAUUAGUGCACUCGAUCGACUGCAGAUGAAUCUGUUCAUCAACUACGACGUGAACGCCGAGCCCACUGUGCAGGGCAAGCCGACAAACAUAAGUCUGGGUCUCUCGGUGAACUAUAUAGAUAUCGAUGAGCUGAACGGCAAGAUCACGCUCCACUGCUGGCUGAGCGUCCGCUGGAUGGAUGAUGAGCGCUCCUGGAAUAUACAGCAAUACGACAACAUUACCAAGCUGCAUAUACCGGACCAUAAGGUGUGGAAGCCGCAGAUAACGCUCUUCAAUGCCGCCGCCGAUGAGGUCAACUAUCUGGUUAGCACCCAGGUGAUUCUGUCCAACGAUGGCAGCUUUCUCUGGGUACCGCCGGCUGUCUAUACGGCCUAUUGCAAUCUGAAUAUGGUCAAUUGGCCGUACGAUGAGCAGACGUGCAAGCUGAAGAUUGGCACCUGGUCGCUGAGCCACCUUCAGGCGGCAUAUAAUGCGCAUAAUAAGAAGGCGCUCGACUAUGAGGAGCUGGUGCAGUCUACGGAGUGGGAAAUCGUCAGCGGCUGGACACAAUUUGUGCAUCAGGACUAUUAUAGCUAUGUGGAGUUCAUAUUUACGGCACAGCGACGCUCCUCCAUGUACACGGCCGUCAUCUAUACGCCUGCCUCGUGCAUAGUGCUUCUGGCGCUGGCCACCUUCUGGCUGCCACCACAGAUGGGCGAGAAGAUAAUGCUCAAUGGCAUACUUAUCCUAUUGAUUGCCGGAUUUCUCAUGUACUUUGCCCAGCUGCUGCCAGUGCUGGCCGGGAAUACGCCGCUCGUGGUCGUCUUCUACAGCGCCAGCCUCCUGCUGCUUAGCAUAUCCACUGUUAUUGAGGUCGUGGUGCUCUACCUUGCCACGGCCCAGCACAAGCGUCGCGUGCCGGACUUAGUGAAGCGCCUCCUCCACGGCAAACUGGGCACCUGUCUGCUGCUCUCACAAUUCAUUAACGUGGCUGAGUUGCCGGCCUCGCAGCAGGGCAAUGGCGUUGCGAAGGAACUGGAUGAGCAUUUGUAUGACAAUGCCGAUGAUUUGAUGACCAGCCCGUUGGACAUCAAUCCCAGCGAAACGCCGUCGGCGCGCGCCCUUCAGUUCGACUGGGUGCUGCUGGCCACUGCCGUGGAUCGACUAUGUUUCAUUGGCUUCAGCCUGGUCUAUAUAGUGCUGGCUAUUGUUUAUGCCAUCUAAUAUUAUGUGUACUCCAUAGAAUAUUAUUAAACACAUACCGUUUUGUUCUUAACA
Molecule: messenger RNA, 1306 nt
Organism: Drosophila montana
Lineage: Eukaryota; Metazoa; Arthropoda; Insecta; Diptera; Drosophilidae
Gene: nAChRbeta3
Product: nicotinic Acetylcholine Receptor beta3
Exons: 3
Coding region: 74-1252 (392 amino acids)
Biological process (GO): nervous system process; signal transduction; chemical synaptic transmission
Cellular component (GO): neuron projection; postsynaptic membrane; synapse
Molecular function (GO): acetylcholine-gated monoatomic cation-selective channel activity; transmembrane signaling receptor activity
Source: RefSeq, a predicted model, not a curated record